This is a messenger RNA of Scatophagus argus, 2013 nucleotides long. RefSeq names its product divergent protein kinase domain 1A-like. NCBI's taxonomy places the organism in Eukaryota, Metazoa, Chordata, Actinopteri, Scatophagidae. The record is from RefSeq and is a predicted model, not a curated record. The transcript is spliced from 5 exons. The coding region runs from base 360 to 1712 and encodes 450 amino acids.
AUGAUCACAUGGCAGUUUGUCGUUACAGUGACGGGCUAAAAUUGGAGCGGUUAGUAAGGGAGGAAAGACCACAAACACAAAGCUCGAAACAAGCAUACUCGGCAUGUAAACUAACCUAUUCUUUAAACUGACUAACAGACGCUUACAAAGUGUCAGCCACCCCCCUGCUGUAAUUGGUCAGAACGCCCCAGCAGAGAUCAUAGCCAAUAUGAAGCUCACUUCGUUGCAGUCGGCGGCUCAGCUCGGUGUGCCGCCUCGCUGCAUCCAAACGCACACAGACGGUGCCGCCGACAGAAUUAAUAAUGUUUUCUAUUUGGAACAUUUCCAGGGUUAGCUCAAUAGGCGUUGCCUGACACCGUAUGAAGUGUACGGCCGAUGUUUUUUCCCCCCCUUCAGCGGCUUUUGUGAGAUGUUCUGCAUUUGCCAUGGCCAGAGAUCUGUUUCCAUGGGGGCUCUUCAGAAAGCCUCUGUACAUCCAGACCAGAUUUUCCAAUCUACAUAUGAAAUACCUGUUCUUCUCCUGGCUGGCAGUGUUCGUGGGGAGUUGGAUAGUCUAUGUAGAGUACUCGUCCUACACAGAGCUGUGUCGUGGGCACGACUGCAAAAAUUCAAUAUGUGACAAAUACAGAAAAGGAGUCAUUGAUGGCUCAGCCUGCAGCAGCUUGUGUGAGAAAGACACACUUUACCUGGGGAAGUGUUUCACUGCCAAGCCCAACAGCCAGGUGUACUCUGGAAGCUGGGGAGACCUGGAGGGAGUCAUUAAAUGCCAGAUGGACGAGGCUCCUCAUUAUGAUUUGGGAGGUGAGAUGGAGCCAAGGAAAGAAGCUGCAGCCUUCAACAAGCCCACCAAGGGGACCUCUGUGGAAAAGUUCAGAGAGAUGAUCCUCAACCACCUGAAGGCUAAAGUAGGGGAUCAGGCCAACCUUGCAGACCUGGCAACCCAAGUAUUGUCUAUAACAGAUGCCAACAAAGAUGGUCACAUCUCACUGCCUGAGGCUCGCUCCACGUGGGCUCUGCUGCAGCUCAAUGAAUUCCUGUUAGCAUUAGUCCUGCAAGACAGAGAGCACACACCCAAGUUACUGGGCUUCUGUGGAGACCUGUAUAUGAUGGAGAAGGUGCCAUAUUCUCCCCUGUACGGGAUCAGUCUGCCCUGGAUCAUCGAGGUGUGGAUUCCUGCUGGUCUGCGCCGCAGCAUGGACCAGUGGUUCACCCCCUCUUGGCCACACAAGGCCAAGAUUGCCAUCGGACUGCUGGAACUGGUUGAGGAUGUCUUCCAUGGGACAUUUGGCAGCUUCCUCAUGUGCGAUGUGAGUGCUACCAGUUUUGGCUACAAUGAUCGCCACGACCUGAAGGUGAUGAAUGCACGGUAUAUUGUUCCUGAAGCCAUCUUCCAAGAAGGCAUCCGGCAGCAGCGCUGCGAUGUGGAUGAGGAUUGUCUCUACGGGGCUGACUGCUUCACUUCCUGUGACCUCACCAAGCACCGCUGCACACCAGAGGUCACCAGGCCAAACUUAGCCAAAGCCUGUGAAGCACUUAAGGACUACAUCCUGAGAGGUGCCCCGUCUGACGUCAGAGAGGAGCUUGAGAAGCAGCUGUACGCCUGCAUAGCACUCAAAGGGUCAGCAGAACAGAUGGAAAUUGAGCACUCACUAAUUAUGAACAAUCUCAAGACUUUGCUAUGGAAGAAAAUCUCUCACACAAAAGACUCCUAAUAAACACAGAAGCACAAAGACCAAAUCCUGUCCCUUCGAGUUUUUAAAUAUCGGACAUCUUUUCACUGUGCAAACAGAAAUGUAUGAUUCUACUUGUAUUCAACAUGUAUAACUGAAGUAUUUUAUGCUAAAGUAGUUGUCAAGGAAUGUCACUUUCAUAUUAAAUCAUGUCAGUAAAAUUCAUUGGAGCAAACUGAACAAGUGCAAUUUUUUUGAAACAUCAAACUGAUAAAUUUGAAGAACCAUACUGUUUAACCUUACUGCCAAGUAGUCCGUAAGCACUCAUCCCCCCGCCCCCCCC